Molecule: messenger RNA, 3897 nt
Organism: Rangifer tarandus platyrhynchus (Svalbard reindeer)
Lineage: Eukaryota; Metazoa; Chordata; Mammalia; Artiodactyla; Cervidae
Source: the annotation of a GenBank genome assembly
AUGGAUUCCUUGGACCAUAUGCUGACGGAUCCCUUGGAACUGGGCCCAUGUGGGGAUGGCCACGGCUCACGGAUCAUGGAGGACUGCCUCCUGGGGGGCACCAGGGUUAGUCUGCCUGAGGACCUUCUGGAGGACCCCGAGAUCUUCUUCGAUGUAGUCAGCCUCUCAACGUGGCAGGAAGUGCUGAGCGACUCUCAGCGUGAACAUCUCCAGCAGUUUCUGCCCCACUUUCCUGAAGACAGCAUGGAGCAGCAGAAUCAGCUCAUCCUCGCCCUGUUCAGUGGGGAGAACUUCCGCUUUGGGAACCCUCUGCACAUCGCCCAGAAGCUUUUCCGAGACGGACACUUCAACCCCGAGGUGGUCAAGUACCGGCAGCUGUGCUUCCGGUCGCAGUACAAGCGCUACCUCAGCUCCCAGCAGCAGUACUUUCACCGGCUGCUGAAGCAGAUCCUGGCCUCGCGAAGCGACCUGCUGGAGAUGGCCCGGCGGAGCGGCCCUGCCUUCCCGUGCCGGCAGAAGCGGCCCUGGCCGUCGCGCACGCCCGAGGAGCGGGAGUGGCGCACCCAGCAGCGCUACCUGAAGGUCCUGCGGGAGGUGAAGGAGGAGUGUGGGGACACGGCGCUGUCCUCCGACGAGGAGGAUCUCAGCUCGUGGCUUCCAAGCUCCCCAGCACGCUCCCCGAGCCCUGCUGUUCCCCUCAGGGUGGUGCCCACACUCUCCACCACGGACAUGAAAACCGCAGAUAAAAUAGAGCUGGGGGACAGUGACCUGAAGAUCAUGUUAAAGAAGCACCACGAGAAGCGGAAAUACCAACCAGAUCAUCCGGACUUGUUGACAGGGGACUUGACUCUGAAUGACAUCAUGACUCGAGUGAACGCUGGCAGGAAGGGCUCGCUAGCAGCCCUGUAUGACUUGGCUGUCCUUAAAAAAAAGGUUAAAGAAAAAGAGGAAAGGAAGAAGAAGAAAAUAAAAUUGAUCAAGUCGGAGGUGGAGGACCUGGCCGAAUCCCUGAGCGGUCCUGAAGGGCUCCCACCGCUCUCGCAGGCUCCAUCCCCUCUGGCCAUAGCUGCCAUCAAGGAAGAGCCUCUCGAAGACCUCAAGCCUUGCCUUGGAAUCAAUGAAAUAUCUUCCAGCUUCUUCUCUCUUCUGCUGGAGAUCCUGCUGCUGGAGGGACAGGCUAGCCUUCCUUUGCUGGAAGAGCGGGUUUUGGAUUGGCAGUCCUCUCCAGCCAGCUCCCUCAAUAGCUGGUUCUCCGUGGCCCCCAACUGGGCAGAGUUGGUAUUACCAGCCCUGCAGUAUCUUGCUGGAGAAAGCCGUGCUGUGCCAUCCAGCUUCUCUCCGUUUGUUGAAUUCAAGGAGAAAACCCAGCAGUGGAAACUGCUUGGCCAGUCCCAAGACAAUGAAAAGGAGUUAGCUGCACUCUUCCAGCUGUGGCUGGAAACCAAAGACCAGGCCUUCUGUAAGCAAGAAACUGAAGACAGCUCAGAUGCCACAACGCCUGUUCCUCGGGUAAGGACUGACUACGUGGUGCGGCCCAGCACGGGGGAGGAGAAGCGAGUUUUUCAGGAGCAGGAGCGCUACCGGUACAGCCAGCCCCACAAAGCCUUCACCUUCCGCAUGCACGGCUUCGAGUCCGUGGUGGGGCCCGUGAAGGGUGUGUUCGACAAGGAGACCUCGCUCAACAAGGCACGGGAGCACUCCCUGCUGCGCUCUGACCGGCCCGCCUACGUCACCAUCCUGUCCCUGGUUCGUGACGCGGCAGCGCGGCUGCCCAACGGGGAGGGCACGCGGGCGGAGAUCUGUGAGCUGCUCAAGGACUCCCAGUUCCUGGCACCCGAUGUCACCAGCACGCAGGUGAACACAGUGGUGAGCGGCGCCCUGGACCGGCUGCAUUAUGAGAAGGACCCGUGCGUGAAGUAUGACAUCGGGCGGAAGCUGUGGAUCUACUUGCAUCGGGACCGCAGUGAGGAGGAGUUCGAGCGGAUCCACCAAGCCCAAGCAGCUGCGGCCAGAGCCAGGAAGGCCCUCCAGCAGAAGCCCAAGCCUCCGUCCAGGGUGAAGUCCGGCAGCAAGGAGGGUGCGGCGAAGGCCCUGGGCGGUGGCCCGUCCGAGCCGAGCCAGCUGAGCCUCAGCGACUCCAGCAUGCCCCCGACCCCGGCCACGCCCGCGACGCCCACCACGCCUGCCCUGCCUGCCACGCCGAUCUCCCCGCCGCCGGUGCCGCCGGUGAGCAAGAGCGGCCCCACGACGGCCUCGGAGCCGGCCAAGUCUGCGUCAGGUGUUCUGCUCGUGUCCUCACCAACCAUGCCGCAGCUGGGAACCAUGCUGUCCCCAGCAUCCAGCCAGACCCCGCCAAGUUCUCAGGCUGCUGCCCGUGUCGUGAGCCACUCGGGCUCGGCUGGGCUCCCCCAGGUGCGAGUGGUGGCCCCACCUAGCCUUCCCUCCGUGACGCAGCCAGCAGCGCCGGCCCCGGCGCUUCCACCAGUGCCCACGGGAACGCAGAUCCGCAUGCCGGCCACUGGCGCACAGGCCAAAGGCGGGCCCCAGACAGUCCUGGCCACUGUUCCGGUCAAAGCACAGACAGCGACGGCCACCUUGCAGCGGCCGGGACCUGGGUCAGCGGGGCUCACGGUGACAAGUCUCCCUGCAGCGGCCAACCCUGCGAGCAAGCCUGCCACCAGCUCUCCUGGGGGCUCCACUCCCAGCACCCCCACGGCGGCCGUUCUUCAGAACGUCGCAGGACAGAACAUUAUCAAGCAGGUGGCAAUCACUGGGCAGCUUGGCGUGAAGCCCCAGACGGGCAGCAGCGUCCCCCUCACAGCCACCAACUUCCGGAUCCAGGGCAAGGAUGUGCUGCGUCUUCCGCCCUCCUCCAUCACCACGGACGCCAAGGGCCAGACGGUGCUGCGCAUCACCCCAGACAUGAUGGCCACUCUGGCCAAGUCCCAGGUCACCACAGUCAAACUGACCCAGGACCUCUUUGGGACGGGCGCCGGUGCCACGGGUAAAGGCAUCUCGGCGACCCUCCAUGUCACAUCCAACCCUGUUCAUGCCACUGACAGCCCUGCCAAGGCAGGUGUGGCUGCUGCCCCGUCGUCCACUCCGACAGGGACCACUGUGGUCAAAGUGACUCCUGAUCUCAAGCCGGCGGAAGCCUCGAGUUCAGCUUUUCGCUUGAUGCCAGCGCUCGGCGUGAGCGUGGCCGACCAGAAGGGGAAAAACACAGUGGCUUCAUCGGAAGCAAAACCAGCUGCCACCAUUCGUAUUGUGCAGGGCCUGGGGGUGAUGCCCCCCAAAGCAGGCCAGACCAUCACAGUCGCAGCCCACACCAAGCAAGGGCCCUCAGUGGCCGGUGGGUCUGGAACUGUUCAUACGUCGGCCGUGUCCUUGCCCAGUGUGAACGCUGCCGUGUCCAAGACUGUGGCUGUGGCUUCUGGGGCGGCCAGUGCCCCCAUCAGCAUCGGGACCGGAGCCCCUGCUGUGCGGCAGGUCCCAGUCAGCACCGCGGUCGUCUCCACAUCACAGGCCGGGAAGCUGCCUACACGGAUCACAGUUCCGCUGUCUGUCAUCAGCCAGCCCAUGAAGGGCAAGAGUGUGGUCACAGCCCCCAUCAUCAAAGGCAACCUGGGGGCCAACCUCGGUGGGUUGGGCCGCAACAUCAUCCUCACUACCAUGCCGGCGGGCGCGAAGCUCAUCGCGGGCAACAAGCCGGUCAGCUUCCUCACGGCCCAGCAGCUGCAGCAGCUCCAGCAGCAGGGUCAGGCCACGCAGGUGCGCAUCCAGACAGUCCCCGCGUCCCACCUCCAGCAGGGAACAGCCUCCGGUUCCUCCAAGGCCGUCUCCACUGUCGUCGUGACCACGGCCCCGUCUCCUAAGCAGGCGCCCGAGCAGCAGUGA